Epinephelus moara (kelp grouper) is the source of this 870-nucleotide messenger RNA. RefSeq lists its product as uncharacterized. The annotation marks the transcript as partial. NCBI's taxonomy places the organism in Eukaryota, Metazoa, Chordata, Actinopteri, Perciformes, Serranidae. The transcript is spliced from 7 exons. The record is from RefSeq and is a predicted model, not a curated record.
AUGGUACUGAGUCGUGAGGUGGGGAUGAUGAGGAGUCCGGCAGAGGUUGGGCGGAGGGUGCGGGAGGGGGUGUUCCUGAAGGAGGUCACAGAGUUUCGUGCUCGGCGCGGUACUGGUUACCGCCAUUGUGUGCGGAGAUGGCCAACUUCGGAGCUGACCCAGCGCAGCUUCAAGUUGGUCACUCCAGCUCAGCAUCCGGAGAAGCAGCACGUGUUCGUCGUUGGAGACUCCCACCUGCGCGCCAUCGUGGACGGGUUCGUGGCCAUCCUGGAGGGCUGUCUGUCUUUUGGUUUUCUGUCUGUUCCAGGUGCAGACGCCAGGGAGCUGAGGACGGAGGUGCUGCGUGCUGCUGUUCCGUGGACCCCGGAUGCUGUGUGUGUGCUCGCCCCGAGCAACAACCUCACUGCCAGCAGGACCAUCAGUGAGGCGGCGUUGGACUUCGGUGCGCUCCUGGCCACCGUCUGCAGCCGCUGGCCCAAGGUCUUUGUGUUGGACUUCCCUCCCCGUCUGACCAUGGACCUUGGCUUCCAAAAGCAGCUGCGUCAGGAAUACCACCAUGUCGCAGCACGCAUGGGUCUUCCCUACGUGUCUGUGACGGCGCACUUCCCAGUCCAUCGGUUGGAGCUGUGGUGCCAUGAUGGCGUGCACCUCACCGACUCCGAUGGCAUGCCCAUCCUGGUGCAGCUGCUGUGGAACGUGGCCUACCUCCAGCUGGCACCCCCUCCACCCGCGCCCCCGGUGUCUCCCCGGAGAUCGCCGGGUGGCCAGGUGUCCCCCAAUCUGGUCGUGACGGGGCACGUUCCCGUGCCGCGUCACAGUGACCCCAGCGAGUGGGCGGUGGUUGGACGGCAGGGUGGAUGGCAGGGCAAG